Molecule: messenger RNA, 2192 nt
Organism: Musa acuminata AAA Group (dessert banana)
Lineage: Eukaryota; Viridiplantae; Streptophyta; Magnoliopsida; Zingiberales; Musaceae
Product: glucan endo-1,3-beta-glucosidase 14
Exons: 3
Coding region: 972-2102 (376 amino acids)
Biological process (GO): carbohydrate metabolic process
Cellular component (GO): plasma membrane
Molecular function (GO): hydrolase activity, hydrolyzing O-glycosyl compounds
Source: RefSeq, a predicted model, not a curated record
GAGAGUCCCUUUUUCUUUGUUACAAACAGUGAAGUGGGAGAUGGAUUGGGGACGGGCGGUGUUUGCAGGCCGGGGUGACUAGCAAACAUGGAACCACAUCCCGCCCUACCGUAUCGUGGCUCCUCGUUGUUGUGGCCACCGUUCCCUGCCAAUAAACCCAAUUCGAUUCAUCUCCUCCCUUCUUCCUGUGGAUUCGUCGACGCUACUUCUCCUAUCCUCCACCUCCGCCGAUCGUCCAUUUGUGCUCCUCCUACGAAACCAUCGCGAUUGAGCUACUUCUCCCGCCGAACCGCUAGGGCCAGCCCUCCUCCUCCUCCUCCUUCGGAGGAUCCAAAUACAAUCGCCGGAGUGGUGCAAGACGGCCAUUUGCUCAUUAAUACAUUUUGACAUCGAUCUUGGACAGGCAUACAAGCAACGCUGUCAAGGAUCCAGGAUAGGCUGCGAAUCUUCUUUGCUGUGUUUUUCUGGAUGUCAUUGUUCUUCUGGGGCAGCGCAUGGGAUGGGAGAAAUGGUGCUAGAAAGAAGAAGGGACCAUGGUUCAGAAAAUGAAUUUUCAAUGAUCCUUUUAUCCGAUUCGUGUGACUAGCAAAAUGACUGAAAAGCUUCUUUUCUCAUGCAGCAUAAACAAAUUCACUGAUGUUUAUAUGUGCCUGUACCGGUGUGUGAAUUGGUUUUGUAAUCUAGACAAUAUCUGUAUCAACAGGCUAAGUGGUCAUCAAUUUGCUUGUAUUCUAGGAAAAGCUUUAUUCUUAGUUGUAAAUUUGUUUUCUUCACAAUGCUGUGAUCAAGUUGUUUACUCUUUUCCACACUACUGUAGAAAUUGUUUGGUCCACAGUCCUUGAGUGGGGAAGAGGCUGAUUCAUCGGCUUUUCUUCUUUUUAUGGUUAAUAUAUUUGUGUCUGUCCCUGAUAUGGUUUCGAUUGUUGACAGGUGAUUAGAAUGUGUGGUUGAAAGCAGCUUGCUGAUUGCAGAUGGAUGUCUCCGAGAUGCUGACAGGCCUGCUGAAGAAGGUAGAUGCAUUCACCGGAACCUAUGGGAUAAACUACGGCAGGAUCGCCGACAACCUUCCUCCACCUGAAAGUGUCGUCACGCUUCUAAAAGCAGCAAGGAUCAAGAAUGUGAGGAUUUUUGAUUCAGACCAAAGCGUUAUCAAGGCGUUUAAAGGAUCUGGGAUUGAACUGACGGUAGCGAUCCCUAACGAGUACCUGAGAGACAUCAGUGUAUAUGAAGACCGUGCCAUGAGCUGGGUCAAGGAAAAGGUGCAGCCAUUUCUGCCCGGGACACGCAUCCGAGGGAUUGCGGUUGGGAACGAAGUGUUGGGCGCGGAUCCGGAACUGUCACAGGUCCUUUUUGGUGCCAUAAAGAACGUGUACAAUGCUCUGGAUAGGCUUCAAUUGUCACACGAGAUCGAGGUGUCGACGCCGCAUUCCGAGGCGGUGUUUGCUAAUUCCUUCCCGCCCUCCUCCUGCACCUUCAAGGAAGACGUCCUCGUUCUCAUGAAGCCCAUCUUGGAUUUCUUCUCACAGAUCGGUAGCCCCUUCUACAUCAAUGCGUAUCCAUUUUUGUCUUAUAAAAAUGAACCUGAGCACAUCGACAUCAACUACGCUCUUUUCCUGUCCAAUGCUGGAAUUCACGACGCCAAGACCGAUCUGCACUAUGACAACAUGUUUGAUGCUACAAUAGACGCAGCUUAUGCUGCCCUGGAAGCUGCCGGCUACGGUAAGAUGGCGGUUCGGGUUUCAGAGACAGGUUGGGCUUCUGCCGGAGACGAAAACGAAGCCGGAGCUACCCUCCACAAUGCAAGGACUUAUAAUUAUAAUCUUCGUAAGCGACUUUUCAAGAAGAAAGGGACACCGCUGAGGCCCAAGAUUAUGGUACAGGCUUACGUGUUUUCGUUGUUCAAUGAGAAUUUAAAGCCUGGACCGACCUCCGAGAGGCACUUCGGGCUAUUCAAGGCGGACGGCAGCAUCUCAUACGAUAUCGGCCUCACAGGCCUCAAGCCUUCAUCCGCAUCUCCAUCCCUCUUAUCCCUGAAUGCAAUGGUUUUCUGGGAUGUAUUGCUAUUAUUAUUAUUAUUCUACAUUCCGCUUUUCGGAAACUAGAAAUCCCGACUGUAAUGAAAUAUUGCAAUCACGAUCCAAAACUGUACAUGGAAAUUAAGAAGAAUAUAUGUAAUUUCCCAUUACCGAGAA